AACUGCUAUUUUCCAAUGGUGAUUAUGAUUCAUGGGCCGUAAGAGUAGGGAAUAUGAAGCUUGAAGAGGGUAGGAAAAUUGAAAGUAUGAUAGAAGAAGAUUAUGAAUAUGUACAAUCCGAACCAGAUAUCAACAGACCAUUCCAGGUUGCACAUAUUGGAAAAUGGAAUCUUACAGAAAAUCUACAAAUAUAUGAUCCCAAAAUGAAUCACGAGGGUGGUUCCAAGAUAUUAAAUCAUUAUUUACAUGAUUUCGAUGAGUUAUUAUCCCGUAUGAUCCUCGAUGAAAAUGAGAAUUCUUUUACAAUACGCUAUGGAAUUUAUAUUGUCAAUGACAAAGUUCAUAUCCCUGAACGGUAUCCUAGUACCACGAAUAUUGUUAUGGUAAUCAGUGAAUCAGAGAUUACUAAUGAUAAUAUAAAAGAUUUCUUUAACCGAAUCAGAACAC
This is a messenger RNA of Racocetra persica, 447 nucleotides long. NCBI's taxonomy places the organism in Eukaryota, Fungi, Glomeromycota, Glomeromycetes, Diversisporales, Gigasporaceae. The record is from the annotation of a GenBank genome assembly.